Archocentrus centrarchus (flier cichlid) is the source of this 1596-nucleotide messenger RNA. It is a transcript of the gene celf6, whose product is annotated as CUGBP Elav-like family member 6. The transcript is spliced from 13 exons. NCBI's taxonomy places the organism in Eukaryota, Metazoa, Chordata, Actinopteri, Cichliformes, Cichlidae. The coding region runs from base 21 to 1499 and encodes 492 amino acids. The record is from RefSeq and is a predicted model, not a curated record. Gene Ontology annotation, molecular function: RNA binding.
CGCCGGCCCAUUGAGGAAAGAUGGCUACAGUCACUGCAAACGGAGUGCAGCAAGAGAAUGGAUUCAGCACCACGAACAGCGCCGGCAGGAUGAACGGGCUUACCAUCGGCCAGAACACCAUUCCAAUGAAGGACCACGACGCAAUCAAGCUUUUCAUCGGGCAGAUUCCCAGAAACCUGGAGGAAAAAGACCUGAAACCCCUGUUUGAGGAAUUCGGAAAGAUAUACGAACUCACUGUUCUGAAAGACAGGUUUACGGGAAUGCAUAAAGGAUGUGCCUUUCUAACAUACUGUGCCAGAGAGUCAGCACUGAAGGCCCAGAGCGCCCUCCAUGAACAGAAGACUCUGCCAGGGAUGAACCGACCCAUCCAGGUGAAGCCUGCCGACAGCGAAGGACGAGGAGAAGACAGGAAGCUGUUUGUUGGGAUGCUCGGCAAGCAGCAAAGUGAGGAUGACGUCCGGCGGCUGUUUGAGACCUUCGGCCAGAUUGAGGAGUGCACCGUCCUCCGAGGGCCUGAUGGGGCCAGUAAGGGCUGUGCCUUUGUCAAGUUCUCCAGCCAUGCAGAAGCGCAGGCCGCCAUCAACAGCUUGCAUGGUGGUCAGACUAUGCCUGGUGCCUCGUCAAGCUUGGUGGUCAAAUUUGCCGACACUGAUAAGGAGAGGACCCUGCGCCGAAUGCACCAGAUGGCAGGCCAGCUCGGCAUCUUCAGUCCCAUGACCAUCCAGUUUGGGGCCUAUGGCGCCUACUCUCAUGCUGUAAGUCUCAGCCCGGCGGGGGAGGAGACGCAGAUGAUGCAACAGCAAGCAGCCCUGAUGGCAGCAACACAAGGGUCCUACCUGAACCCUAUGGCAGCCAUUGCUGCCGCACAAAUGCAGCAAAUGGCAGCUUUCAAUGUCAACGGCCUGGUGGCUACUCCCAUGACACCUUCCUCAGGCACCAGCACACCCCCAGGCAUCUCCGCCACAGCCGUGCCCAGCAUAGCCACUCCUAUUGGGGUCAAUGGAUUCAGUGCCCUCCCACCUCAAAGCAAUGGGCAGCCCGCAUCGGAGCCCAUUUACACCAAUGGUAUUCAUCCUUACCCAGCACAGAGUCCAACAGUGACCGACCCUCUCCAACAGGCUUAUGCUGGCGUCCAGCACUACGCAGCAGCCUACCCUGCCGCCUAUGCGCCAAUCAGCCAAGCGUUCCCCCAGCAACCAACCAUCAUUCCCCAGCAACAGAGGGAAGGGCCAGAAGGUUGCAACCUGUUUAUUUAUCACCUCCCCCAGGAGUUUGGAGACGCUGAGCUCAUGCAAAUGUUCCUACCUUUUGGCAACGUCAUCUCCGCCAAAGUCUUUGUGGACCGAGCGACUAAUCAGAGCAAAUGUUUUGGCUUUGUGAGUUUUGAUAACCCAUCCAGUGCUCAAGCCGCUAUCCAGGCCAUGAAUGGCUUUCAGAUAGGCAUGAAGAGGCUGAAGGUGCAGCUAAAGCGGCCAAAGGAUGCCAACCGACCUUACUGACUCGUCUGCUGUCGAUACCCAGGAUGAAGGGCCACAACACCUUAUUUCCACAAGUGCAGUAAAAGUACAAAGACUUCUUGCUCUGCUACAUAUCAUG